GGUCCGGUCCGGUCCGGUCCGGUCCGGUCCGGUCUGGUCUGGUCUGGUCUCGGGCCUCGCCGCCGCCGCCGCCAUGAGGCUGCAGUGCGAUGUGGAGGUGGUGAGCCGGCAGCUGCCCAGCUUGGGGCUGAGGCCCCGGGCCCGGCCCGCCCGCGCCCUGCUCGCCCUGGGCCGACAGGCGGACAAGGCGGCGGCGGCGGCGAAGGCGCCUCGGCCCAGCGGCGGCGGCGGGAGGGCCGGGCCCGGAGGCCUCCCUGGCGGCGGCGUCUACCUGGUGAUCAGCACCCUGAAGGACAAGGUUGGGGCCCGCUACAAGUUGAGAGAAAACAUUGAGCAGUUCUUUACCAAAUAUGUGGAGGAAGGAAAAGCCACAGUCCGAUUGAAGGAGCCUGCUGUUGAUGUCUGUCUCAGUAAGGCCAAUUCCAGCAAUUUAAAGAAUUUCCUUUCAGCUGUGAGACUGGCACACCGAGGCUGUGAUGUUGAAGCCAUACCGCCACUGAGCCUGGUACCAGUGAAGACUUCAGAAGUUGAGAAGCUUAAAACUAAAAUGAUCAUUACCUCCAAAAAGGACUAUCCUCUAACCAGAAACUUCCCUUAUUCUCUGGAACAUCUUCAGACUUCCUAUUGCAAGCUUGCCAGGGUGGAUAUGCGCAUGCUUUGUCUGAAAAAGCUUAGGAAACUAGACCUGAGCCACAACCAUAUAAAAAAGCUGCCAGCAACAAUCGGGGACCUAGUCAACCUUCAAGAACUUAAUCUGAGUGACAAUCACUUGGAGACAUUCAGCGUAGCUUUGUGUAGUUCCACCCUCCAGAAAUCUCUACAGAGUUUGGACCUCAGCCAGAACAAAAUCAAAGCGCUCCCUGUGCAGUUUUGCCAGUUGCGGGAACUUAUAUAUUUAAAACUUGAUGAUAACGAAUUGAUUCGUUUUCCAUUCAAGAUCGGGCAGUUGAGUAAUUUACGUUUCCUGUCGGCGUCUUGCAACAAACUCCCAUUUUUGCCCAGUGACUUUAAAAAGUUAUCCCUUGAGAACUUGGAUCUUUUUGGAAACCCCUUUGAACAGCCUAAUCUGCUAGUUCCUACUAUUCAGCUGAAAAUACCAUUAACUUUAUUGGAGUCUUCUGCACGAGCAACAAAAGAUUACAGGAUUCCAUAUGGUCCUCAUAUUGUUCCUUCUCAUCUCUGUCAAGAUUUGGAUACAUCAAAAACUUGUGAAUGUGGGAGAUCAUGUGUAAGCUGUUUCAUCCAAGCGACUGUCACCAUGAAUCUUCACCACGUGUCCCACACCGUAGUCCUGGUAGACAAUAUGGGAGGAACAGAAGCACCUAUUAUCUGCUACUUUUGUUCCCUACACUGUUAUUCCCAAUUUUUGGAUCGCUCAUUGCAGAGUAAUAGGUGACGGCACAGAACUGAAGGAAAUGCUACCAAGCGAUACAUUUAGAGUCUAGAAGUCUAAAGGAUAAGCUCAUCACCUUAUCUCAAAUUAUGGAAGUUGGACAGCGUCAACUUGUGGGGGAAACAAACUUUGUCAACUGGUUUGGCAGGAAGGGUGCUUUUAUAUAAUAGUUCUCAUAAUGCAUGAAGGAAACACAUAUGUGACACUACGUGCGCACAAAACCAUUCCUUCUGACACUGAUCCAGACAGACGUACGUUGUCGGAAGAAAGUUCCUUCAUUCUUCUGUCACCUUCCACCCGAAAUGUGAACUGAACACAUGCAUUAUGAAAAAACUGUACUUUUUUGUAAAUUUAGUCUUUUUGGCAUUUUCUGAAGUACUAAUUGAUUUUCAUUAUCAGGCUUUGGUUAAGAGCUUCAUGGACUAAAUUCCCGUAAGUUGUUUUAGUAUUCAUUAUUUUAUGAAAUCUUGCUGUUUCUAGUUGUGAGUGAGUUUGAAGAAUGUGCUUCAUCCCUUUUUGAAAAACAAUUACCACACUCGUCAAGACCUUUUAAUGCCAACUGAGGCCUGGGCCUCUCAGUUCCUUGUUCCCUAGAACUUCCUUUUACGAUAGCACCAUCCUCCAUAACCCUUGCGAGCCACUCACUCCUGCAGGUUAAACCACAAGAAUUCUUACGUAUAACCGGUAUAUUGUGGAACAUUGUACUAGUUUUUGCUUCUUUUUCACCAAUAUGCCAGGGAAUUAAUAAUUACCUCAAACCGUGAAGUGGAAAACAGUGUUGCUUUGUAUGUGAAUUUUUUUAUUUUAUGAUUCCUUCGGGCAGUUUCACAUUCACUGCUCAUUGUUUAUCAUUUCUAAGCCUUUUUGUAACCUUUAAAAGGUAAAUGGGGAGUGUUUUUUGUAUAUUAAAUUAUUAAAUA
This is a messenger RNA of Tachyglossus aculeatus (Australian echidna), 2313 nucleotides long. It is a transcript of the gene LRR1, whose product is annotated as leucine rich repeat protein 1. Gene Ontology annotation, molecular function: protein binding. The transcript has 5 exons. The coding region runs from base 74 to 1396 and encodes 440 amino acids. NCBI's taxonomy places the organism in Eukaryota, Metazoa, Chordata, Mammalia, Monotremata, Tachyglossidae. The record is from RefSeq and is a predicted model, not a curated record.